GGACGCUUCGUUGUGGCGAUGCAAAUCCGAAGAAACCCAGGUUCGAUUCCUGGGUCGCCCAGGAUUUUGUCAUUUUGCUCUUCUUUUUCCACAUUGUAGACCUGUUGGUUCCAUCUUCUUUACAAUCUUCAAUGGCUCUCGAGCUUCACAUCCCGCCUUGCAUCGGAGCUUCCGCUCACGCUUCCGCUCACCCACUCCAUCCCCCACCACCGGAGCAGCCCCUGAGAAUCCAGAUCGAAGGUCCACUGGUAUCAAUUCAAAAACUCCUUCGGGGGAUAUCAUGGAAUACUAAUCCCGCGUCCCUGAUAUUUCCACAGCCGGCCGGUUUGGAGCUUGCAAGAUUGGCGUUUCAGAAACUAUACGGGCGGGAAGUUCGUCCAGAGGUCCCUGGUGAUAUGGUUGUACGGGAUGAGUAUUUGGGCUGGGUGAUGGGCGUGACGCCAUUGACAGACAUCGAUUAUUAUGGCGUCACAUUCGACCACCUCGUUCCCGCCGACGAUGCCGAUCCAGAGGUGUUACAGAUUAACAUCAUCGAGAUGGAUGACGAUGGGGGAGCAUAUGCCAACAAAUACCUACCAUUUGCAGUAGAUCCGGCGGAAUAUAUAGGAAAGAAGGUACUAGCCGUGCCAAGAUGCUGUCAGAAGAGGAGAGGGACGCAAGAUCGUCGGAGGGUGAAUAGCUCGGUGUACACAGCUAACUCGCCCAUCGAACGUCUGACGGCUCAUGCGGAAUAG
This is a messenger RNA of Canariomyces notabilis, 734 nucleotides long. RefSeq lists its product as uncharacterized. The transcript is spliced from 3 exons. Lineage: Eukaryota; Fungi; Ascomycota; Sordariomycetes; Sordariales; Chaetomiaceae. The record is from RefSeq and is a predicted model, not a curated record. The coding region runs from base 132 to 734 and encodes 200 amino acids.